UCGUGUUAUUGUUCUAUGACAGGAAAAAGAUUUUCUACUGAUGUGCGUGAAAGUGAGACGAACCUCAGUAUUGGGCCAACUGGUCAUCAAAGAGGGAAAUUUUCAGUGAAUUUCACAUUGAUUUUCGCGCUUCUGCCGAUAAAGUUUUCGUCCACUUUGUUUCACGCAUUUCAUAGCGAAGGGUAAUGAUUCUGCCAAUCGCACGCUGAAGUUGAAGCUGAAUUCGUAGAGUUAUUGGGUGGUUUUCUUGAUUUCGGAAUCAAUGGUGGAAAGGAGGAGACCUCUGUUUCUGAAUUCAACGAAAGCCUUCGUCAGCUCCUUGCAUAACUCCUCGCCACACGCUGAAAAAGCCCCAGUCGCCGGAGAACACAAGCUCUGCGUCCAUUCUGAGGCCCCUGAGUUGCAGUUGCAGACUGGUAUUCUCCGAUUCGACGACGAUGGAAUUGAAAAUUCACCUCAGAAGUCGUUUUCCUUCGACGACUCUGCCGUGGUUGGGGUCUCGAAUUCCGUUCUGAAAAGACUGUCCAUAACUUCUGGCUCUUUGGUUCUUGUGAAGAAUCUCGAAUCUAAUAGGCAGAGAAUUGCUCAGGCAGUUGUUCUAGAGCCUCCAUGCACCAGUGAAUGCACUUCUGACGGCAAACAAUCUUCUUCUCAUCAUGUUAUGCUUGUUUUUCCUUCUUUUAAUUUCCCUCAAAAGGAUCAACAACCAGUGGAUUCUGGCACUGCCUAUCUGUCUCCCCUUCUGGCGUUCAACCUUGACUUCCAUUUGUCAUGCUUAGGAAGCCUAGUAAACAAAGGACAAGAAACUUUAGCAUCAUAUUUUCAAGCUAAAGUUGGCGAUUCGACGUCUGGAGAAGGGACCAUUCCUUCCGUUAUUAAAGUAGGAUUGAAACCUCUGGUUAAGUUGCCACAAUAUGCAUCACACUUGAGGGUUUCUUUUGUCAAAGUGCCAACAUGUGGUAUCCUUGAAUCUCUAAAUGGGAAAUCAUCUAUUGAAGCUGAAAAUCGUCAGGAAGUAAUUGAUUCUGCACUACAGAAUUAUUUUGAAGUAGAAAGGUAUCUAGCUAGAGGUGAUAUUUUCAGUGUUCGAGUAAAGCAGAAUUGCAGAUCCCCAUUUUGCAUUAGGUGCAACAAAAGCAUGAGGGAAAGAAGUGAUGAUAUCAUCUAUUUUAAGGUUGUGGGAAUGGAGCCAUCAGAAGAACCUGUUCUUUGUAUAAGUCGUACUCAAACUGCUCUUGUGCUUGGAGGCAGUGUUCAUUCUGCUGUCCCUCCCGAUCUGUUGGUUGGUUUACCAAGAAGGCUUGCACCUGUACAGGCAAACACAGUGAAGCUUUUGGCAUCCAUACUUACACCACCUCUUUGUCCAUCUCCUCUUUCAUCAAGAUAUAGAAUUAGCGUUCUAUUAUAUGGCAUGGCAGGGUGUGGAAAGAGGAUGGUGAUUAGAUAUGUUGCUCAAAGAUUGGGCCUUCAUGUAGUUGAGUUAAGCUGCCAUGAUAUUAUGGCUUUGAGUGAAAAAAGAGCACCUGCUGCUUUAGCCCAAGCUUUUAACAUGGCUCAAAGAUACUCACCAACAAUACUUCUUCUUCGCCACUUUGACGUUUUCCGGAAUUUGGGUUCUAAUGAAGGCUCACCCAAUGAUCAACUCGGCAUCCCUACUGAAGUUGCUUCAGUUAUAAAGGAAUUCACCGAGCCAGUUUCUGAUGAGGAAGAUGCACAUUACUCAGGAGAAGGAAACAAUAAUUUUGAGAAAAGCAAGGCCUUUAGGCAUCCACUACUUUUAGUUGCAGCUGCUGAAAGUUGUGAAGGUCUACCAAUUUCUAUUAGGCGUUGCUUCAGUCAUGAAUUAAAAAUGGGUCCGUUGACUGAAGAACAGAGGGUUGAAAUUCUAUCCCAGUGCCUGCAUGGCGUUCCUGAACUUCUUCCCGGAACUAACGUGGAGGAUUUCAUAAAGGAUGUUGCUACACAGACAUCUGGCUUUAUGCCAAGGGAUCUGCAUGCUUUGAUAGCUGAUGCGGGUGCAAACUUGUUGACCAAGGUCAAUUCCCAGACUAAUAAAGAUGAGAACGAGACAUUAGAGAGUCGACUUAGAUCACAAGUACUUACUGAUAAAUCCAGUGAAGAAAAGCCUCUUAUAAUGGAAAAAGAAGAUUUCAACUCCUCAUUGGAUCGGUCCAAAAAAAGAAAUGCGUCAGCAUUGGGAGCUCCAAAGGUUCCAAAUGUGAAAUGGGAAGAUGUUGGGGGACUUGAAGACGUGAAGAAAUCAAUUAUGGAUACAGUUCAGUUACCUCUGUUACACAAGGAUCUGUUUUCGUCAGGUUUGCGCAAACGCUCUGGUGUUCUUUUGUAUGGUCCUCCUGGGACUGGAAAGACUCUUCUGGCCAAAGCUGUUGCUACCGAAUGUUCUUUAAACUUCCUGAGUGUCAAGGGACCCGAACUAAUCAACAUGUAUAUUGGAGAGUCAGAGAAAAACGUUAGAGACAUUUUCCAGAAGGCUAGGUCUGCACGCCCAUGUGUUAUCUUUUUUGAUGAACUUGAUUCUCUUGCUCCUGCUCGAGGGGUAUCCGGAGAUUCUGGGGGUGUUAUGGACAGAGUAGUUUCUCAGAUGCUUGCAGAGAUUGAUGGCCUUAACGAUUCUAGCCAGGAUCUCUUUAUCAUUGGAGCAAGUAAUAGACCAGAUCUGAUUGACCCUGCACUUCUGCGUCCUGGUCGGUUUGAUAAGUUGCUAUAUGUUGGAGUGAACUCUGAGGCAUCUUAUAGGGAACGAGUUCUUAAAGCACUCACUCGGAAAUUUAAAUUGCAUGAGAACAUUUCUCUUCUGUCUAUCGCCAAAAAAUGCCCUCCAAACUUCACCGGUGCAGACAUGUAUGCCUUAUGUGCUGAUGCUUGGUUCCAUGCUGCCAAGCGUAAGGUUAUAAGUUCAGAUUCAAGUUCUUCUAUCGAUGACCAAGAUGAUGCUGUUAUAGUUGAAUAUGAUGAUUUUGUUGAGGUCUUAAAAGAACUCUCUCCCUCGUUGUCAAUGGCUGAGCUAAAAAAAUAUGAGCAGCUGCGAGAUCAUUUUGAAGGAGCUUCAAAAUAAUGUAUGAAUUUAGUUUUGCUUCUAAAUAAAUUAAAAUUAUGAGCCAAUUAUUGAAAAUGAAUCUCUUUCUUGUAUGUUCAAUAUCCUUUUCAUUGGCCAAUGAUGAGUUGGAUUUUUGCUGUAAAUAAGGGUUGGUGUUUUUCUUUUUAAUAAUUAUUUUAAGUACAAAUAUUAUAUUUUUUUGUAAAAGUUAGUUGGAAAAUGAGGUGAUUUAAUUUCUUA
This is a messenger RNA of Benincasa hispida (wax gourd), 3298 nucleotides long. Its product is annotated as peroxisomal ATPase PEX6. The record is from RefSeq and is a predicted model, not a curated record. Gene Ontology annotation, cellular component: peroxisomal membrane; cytosol. NCBI's taxonomy places the organism in Eukaryota, Viridiplantae, Streptophyta, Magnoliopsida, Cucurbitales, Cucurbitaceae. Gene Ontology annotation, biological process: protein import into peroxisome matrix. Gene Ontology annotation, molecular function: ATP binding; ATP hydrolysis activity.